CGCGCGAGGUGCAUGCCGGGACACAGCAAUCAUGGCGGCCCCCGUGAGUCGUGGAGGCCGCGCGGCUCUCCCGCGGGGAGGAGACUGAGGGGACCCCCCCACGAGAUCCCCCCGAGACCCCUGGGACCCCUUACAACUGCGGGACUGGAACCACCCUCUCCUACCCCCCCUCCUCCUCCCCUCCCCCCCGAGUUCAGGACCCCCGAAGAAACCCAGGACACCGACGGCUCCGUGGAUUCCCCGAAGGCCAUCGGGGUACAGAAACCGCGGAGUGAAAACCUCCACCGGAGACCUCCCUGAGGAGCCCCUCGAGUCGCGGAACGCGAGACCCCGAGACCUCCCCACCCCACCACCACCCCACCUCUCGAGGAAGGAGUAGGGGAGCCCGACGCUGAGACUCCGAGGACCUCCCCCCCCCCCCCUGCAUAACUGAGGAACCGAUAAUUAUUGUCUCUUUUAAAGGACCAGGGAUCAGGAUUCCCCCGGGACUAGGACGCGGAGACAUUGAGACUGGGGGCUUGAGGGCGCGAUAGGAACCCCGCAAACCCGAGGACGGGGGCUUAGGACCGCUUGGGGGGGGGGGGGUGAGGCAAGCGAGGCCCCCCUAAUACUGGGACCGUGAGGAAUCUCGCGCUUUCCAGGAUUCCCUCCAAUUCCCUCGGAUAGUAAACCUCUUCACCUCGUCCUCUUUCGACAUCACCUCUCUUCGUCCACCUCUUAUCUGCGUUCUCCCGAAUCCAACCUCCGUGCCACCGCUGCACUACCCGCAACUUCCAUUAAUCUCCGCGCCUUCCCCAAUGCUCGCGAUGGAGCGUUCCGGGGGUUCCUGGGUCUCCUUGGGUCCCAGCGAGGACGACGAACAGCAGCAACAACAACAGCAGCAACAACAGCAGCAGCAGCAACAACAGGAGCAGCAGGAGGAGGCGGCGGUCGUGGCGGUGGCUGCGGGGGCGGCGUCGACAGCGGACGCCGAAGUGCCGGGACCAGAGGCUGCGGCUGCCGCACUCCCAGACUGGCACAUUCCGCUCGCGCUCGCCAAGAAGCGACACACGGAGAAGAUCGAGGGAUCACGAGCGGCCACGCAGACCUGGCGCAUGAAGGACCGGAUGAAGACGGUGAGCGUGGCGCUGGUUCUGUGUCUCAACGUGGGCGUCGAUCCCCCGGACGUGGUGAAGACGACGCCGUGCUGCCGCCUCGAGUGCUGGAUCGACCCCCUCUCGCUGGGCCCGCAGAAGUCACUGGAGGCCAUCGGAACCAACCUGCAGAAGCAGUACGAGUGCUGGCAGCCACGGGCGCGGUACAAGCAGUGCCUCGACCCCACGGUGGAGGAGGUGAAGAAGCUGUGCAUGUCUCUGCGGCGCAACGCCAAGGAGGAGCGCGUGCUCUUCCACUACAAUGGGCACGGUGUGCCACGGCCCACCGUCAACGGGGAGAUCUGGGUCUUCAACAAGAACUUCACGCAGUACAUCCCGCUGUCCAUCUACGACCUGCAGACGUGGAUGGGCAGCCCCUCCAUCUUCGUGUACGACUGUUCCAAUGCCGGGAUCAUCGUCAAGUCCUUCCUGCAGUUCUCUCUGCAGAGGGAGCAGGAGCUCGAGACGUCGGUCCGCAACGCGACUCUUGCUUCCCUCUCUGCGGACUCUUCAUCCCAAGGCUCCUGUAAUGUGUCGACCAUCAGCCCGAGCCACCCGCUGUCGCAGGUGGGGAUGCCCCCGACGUCGAUGCGCGACUGCAUCCAGCUGGCCGCCUGCGAGGCGUCGCAGCUGCUGCCCAUGAACCCCGAGCUGCCCGCCGACCUCUUCACCUCCUGCCUCACCACGCCCAUCAAGAUCUCCCUGCGGUGGUUCUGCAGCCAGAGCAGUGGCAAGCUGGUGCCUGGUGUCACCCUGGACCUCAUCGAGAAGAUCCCCGGACGCCUAAACGACAGGAGGACCCCUCUGGGCGAGCUCAACUGGAUUUUCACGGCAAUCACCGACACCAUCGCGUGGAACGUCCUCCCUCGAGAUCUCUUCCAGAAGCUCUUCCGCCAGGAUCUGCUGGUGGCCAGCCUCUUCCGCAACUUCCUGCUGGCGGAACGCAUCAUGCGCACGUACAACUGCACGCCCAUGAGCUGCCCCAAGCUGCCCUCAAUGUACCACCACCCCAUGUGGCAGGCGUGGGAUCUUGCCGUGGACAUCUGCCUCUCCCCGCUGCCGACCAUCAUCGAGGACAGCAACGCAUUCAGGCUGAACAGCCCAUUCUUCGCCGAGCAGCUGACCGCAUUCCAGGUGUGGCUGACGAUUGGCGUGGAGAACAGGAACCCCCCCGAGCAGCUGCCCAUCGUCCUGCAGGUGCUGCUCAGCCAGGUGCAUCGCCUGCGAGCGCUCGACCUCCUGGGCCGCUUCCUGGACCUGGGCCCCUGGGCCGUGAGCCUGGCGCUAUCCGUAGGGAUUUUCCCGUACGUGCUGAAGCUGCUGCAGAGCUCGGCCCGGGAGUUGCGUCCCCUCCUCGUCUUCAUCUGGGCCAAAAUCCUGGCCGUCGACAGCUCUUGCCAGGCAGACCUCGUCAAGGAUGGUGGACACAAGUACUUCCUGUCGGUGCUGGCUGACCCCUACAUGCCCGCCGACCACCGCACGAUGGCCGCCUUUGUCCUCGCUGUAAUCGUCAACAACUACCUGACGGGACAGGAGGUGUGCCUGCAGGGCAGCCUGAUCGCCAUCUGCCUGGAGCAGCUGAACGACCCCCACCCGCUGCUGCGCCACUGGGUGGCCGUGUGCCUGGGCCGCAUGUGGCAGCACUUCGACGCGGCGCGCUGGUGCGGCGUGCGCGACUCGGCGCACGAGAAGCUCUACUUGCUGCUCUCCGACCCGCUGCCCGAGGUGCGCAGCGCGGCCGUGUUUGCGCUCGGCACAUUCAUCGGGAACUCGGCGGAGCGGAGCGACCAAGCCACCACCCUCGACCACAACGUCGCCAUGACCGUCGCUCAGCUGCUCAACGACGGCAGCCCCAUCGUCCGCAAGGAGAUGGUGGUGGCGCUGCACUACCUGGUGGUGCAGUACGAGGUGAACUUCUGCACGGUGGCGCUGCAGUUCCUGGAGGAGGAGCGCAACCACCCGGCGCUGUCGCCCGCCACCUUCGCAGACCCCCCCGGCAGCCUGACGCCGGCGCGCGAGGGGCUGGCGUCGUCGCGCCUGCGCCCCGUGAGCUCGUACGGCAACCUGCGCGCCAUCGGCAACGCGGCGACGGCCCGCAGCCUCAACAAGUCGCUGCAGAACCUCAGUCUCAGCGAGGAUGCUUUGCAGCGUGCUUGCGUGCGGAGUUUGUGUCGCGUGGACUCGGCGGCGAUCAAAGAGCGCGACGUCGGCGGCGGCGGAGCGAUGAUAUCGCCGCCGCUGAACAUGAGCGGCGGGAGCAGCAGCACGGCGAGCAGCCCUGACGGGGAGGAGCUCAUCCUCACGUACGACGCCGUCGACAAGAUGCGCCGCGUCAGCUCCUACAGCGCCCUCAACUCACUCAUCGGUGCGGGCAAGGGGAUUUCGUUUAACAGCGUGUACACCCAGAUCUGGCGCGUGCUGCUGCACAUGGCCGUGGACCCCUGCCCCGAGGUGUCCGACAUGGCCAUGCGGACGCUCAACUCCGUCGCGUGGAAGACGACCGUCAGCGGGCGACCUCAGCGCGUCUCCGAGUCGUCGCUGACCCACUCGGCGCCGGCGAGCCCCACCAACCGCACGCCGAUCGCCGCGGCCCACGGCAGCAGGUCCCCCCACCCACCGCCGCCCCCAACCCCUCACCCCCCGACCCCCUCCCACCCCUCCCACUGCGACCGCACGGGCGCCUUCCAGGGGGCGAGCCCGGCCGGAUCGGCGGGGGAGGGGAUCCCCGUCAGCGGCGGCCGCCACGGCUCGUGCAGCGGGCUCUCCACCAUCCCGCUCGGCUCCGGUCACGCGGGGGCGGCGACGGCUGUGGCGGCCGCUCCGUCUCCCCGCGAGUUGGCCGCGCAGCGGGGAGCCGUCGCGGCGCCGGGCGUCCAGUUCCCGGGGUACACUUACCAGUUCUCGCGCUCGCGCAAGAUGUUCGACAAGGGGCCCGACAAGGCGACCGAGGAGGGUGAGGACGGAGCGCUGCCCCACAGGCCGGCCGCCUGCCUCGCGCUGCACACCGGCUUCUGUGAGUGGAGUACCAAGUACUUCACGCAGUCCGUCAUGAAGUACCCGGAGGAGCACGACACGGAGUCGCAGAUCUACAAGGAGCGCGAGUGGCGGUUCAUGCGGAACGAGCGCGUGCGCUCUGACGCUCAACAGCUGCUCGGCAAAGGCAUCGCGCGGGUGGACGAGCAAAUCUUCAUCAACCGCAACCCCGGGGUCCCCGCCGUCGUCAAGUUCCACCCCUACGACCCCUACGUCGCCGUCGCCGACCGGGACAGCAUCUGUUUCUGGGACUGGGAGCGGCAGGAGAAAGUGGACUACUUCCACAACGGCAACCCCAAGUUGACGCGAAUCACCGCGAUGGAGUUUCUCAACGCACACGACGUGCCCCUGCUGCUCACGGCCGCCGACGACGGCGCGAUCCGGAUCUGGAAGAACUGUGCCGAGGGCGAGCGCAACCCGGAGCUCAUCUCUUCGUGGCAGGGCCUCUCCGACAUGCUGCCCUCCACUCGCAGUGCACGUGGACUCGCACGGAGACUCUCUAUCUUUCUCGAGAAGAGUAACCAGGGAGGUGCGGGCCUGGUGCUGGACUGGGAGCAGGCCACGGGGCUCCUCGUCGUGUCGGGCGACGUGCGCAUCAUGCGCGUGUGGGACACUGAACGGGAGAUGAAAGUGCAGGACAUCCCGACGGGCGCGGACAGCUGCGUGACGAGCCUGUCGUGUGACUCGGCGCUGCUCGUCGCGGGUCUGGGCGACGGCUCGGUGCGCCUCUUCGACCGCCGCAUGUCUCCUCACGACUGCCGGGUCCAGACCUUCCGUGAGCACGAAGCCUGGGUGCUUAAGGCCUACCUGCAGCGAAUCCCCGACGGCAAGAUCAUCAGCGCCAGCGUGGACGGGGACAUCCGGCAGUGGGACGUGCGUCUGCCCGAGUCUCUGAGCUGCACCACCAUGAGCAAGGGCCUCACCGCGAUGGACAUUCACCCGCAGGCCGACAUCUUUGCAUGUGGCUCCAUGAACCAGCUGAUUUCCGUGUACAACAUGAGCGGGGAGACGCUCAACAGCAUCAAGUACUACGACGGCUUCAUGGGCCAGCGCAUCGGAGCCGUCAGCUGCCUGGCGUUCCACCCGUCCUGGCCUCACCUGGCGGCCGGGAGCAGCGACUGCUACCUGUCCAUCUACUCGUCCGAGAAGAAGGUGACCCGAUAGGCGAGCGGGGAACGUCUUUCAAGCGGGAGCGCGGCAACUGGGGGAACUCGAGAUAUUUAGAGGGGAACUUUUUAACUCGCCAACCCCCCAGAACACGACCGUCUCGAGCCCGCGACCUUCAGUCGUGACACCGAUGCUGUAAAUUAUCGUUGCUGCCAUUACUUUUUGUAUUAGUACUACUGCUACGACUACUACAACAACGACAGAUAUCGCUCGUCGGAGUUCUGCGGAACUGUAACGGUGGCUGUUUUUCGCCUCUCAAGAUGCAAGGAGGAGGAGGGGGCGUCGUCUCUCGUUGGUUUGUUUAUGUCGCCGGAUGGAGUGGGAUCGUUGGCUCGCUGGCCUCCCCACACCUCUGCUGAACCCCCCCCCCCCCCCGUCCUCUGCCCUCCUUCGUAGUGGGGAAGGCGGGGGGGGGGGGCACCCGUCGUAGGGGAACUCUCCACGGGGGUUCGUUGCUGUACCCCACCCCGUCGGUUAUCGUCGUCGUCCUUUUUGUUAUCGUCGUUCGGAAAAAAUAUAUUUUGCGAGGUUUUCAUUCUGCCCCCUGCUAUGCAGCAAAAAAAAAUGGCAGUGAAUGCAUCGCAAACGACAAAACGAAUAGAUUUUUAUUUUACACGCGAUAGGGGAGACCCGGCGUGGGUGUCCGUCGUUUGCGAAUUUGCGGGAGAGCAUUGGGGGGAAACGCACGGCGUGGCGCGGCUAUGGCGGAGUCUCGCAUCCUUCAACGCUGGGUUUCCAAAAACAAAAGUGCUGCUGCCGCCGCCCCCUCGAUGCUCCCCACCCCCCCCCCUCGCCCACCCCCCCCCCCCACCGCACUGACCAGCGUGAUAAAGUACGGUCGAAUAACCCCCCCCACCCCCCAUCCCUUCCGCACGACCCGCACGGAUAGGGGAGGGCCCUCAUCCAGCAGCGGCGUCACUAGAGGCAAGUACGUGUACAUACGGAUACAAAACAUGCCAUUCGUUCUCGUUUCACUACGUCGUCAGCGCAUUUAUUUCAGAAUUUUUUUUUUAUAAGGAUAUGUAAUUAUUCGUCCUGGAGUUGGAGCGGGCCUUAAUUUUUGUUUUGAAAGCAGGUAUAUAUAUAUUUUUUUGCCCGUCUUGCUUUUCCAAACGCCGUUUUGUUUUGCUCGAAUAAACGACAUUUACUCGA
Molecule: messenger RNA, 6485 nt
Organism: Petromyzon marinus (sea lamprey)
Lineage: Eukaryota; Metazoa; Chordata; Hyperoartia; Petromyzontiformes; Petromyzontidae
Source: RefSeq, a predicted model, not a curated record